Selaginella moellendorffii is the source of this 1875-nucleotide messenger RNA. RefSeq names its product dual specificity protein phosphatase 12. The record is from RefSeq and is a predicted model, not a curated record. Gene Ontology annotation, cellular component: nucleus. The transcript has 7 exons. Gene Ontology annotation, biological process: protein dephosphorylation; DNA repair; base-excision repair, AP site formation. The coding region runs from base 127 to 1179 and encodes 350 amino acids. Gene Ontology annotation, molecular function: protein tyrosine/serine/threonine phosphatase activity; 8-oxo-7,8-dihydroguanine DNA N-glycosylase activity. Lineage: Eukaryota; Viridiplantae; Streptophyta; Lycopodiopsida; Selaginellales; Selaginellaceae.
GGAGAUCUUACGAACAGCGUUUUGGAGAUUUGACACGAAUGUCUGCGUCCGAGUUUCAUCAGAUCACUGGUGUGAACAUGAAGACGCUCAACGCGGAAACUUCGUAACCAACAGGGCGGUUUCAGCAUGAAAAAGGUGAGGGAGGGGCUUUACAUCGGGUGCCUGGAUGAUGCGCUCAAGUACCUGUUUGGAUCCGAGUCCGGGAUCACGCACGUCCUGUCUCUGGCGUCUCUCAACUUCCUCACGGAUGACAAGUCGCUGAAUGCGUUCUCGGCCUUUAGAAUGCGGGCGUCUCUGCGCAGCUCCCUCAUGGAGUCUGUGAAGAACCCAAAUGCGGAUGCUGCGGCCAGUCGUCCCGAGCCAGUCACUGCCGAGCAAGCUGCUGCAAACAGAGCCAAGCUGGUCCGGAAAACUGUUCCUUUGAUCGACACAGAGGCUCAGAACCUGCUCGAUUAUCUGGAAGAGUGCCUGGAGUUUAUUGACAAGGGAAGGAGUGAAGGGUCUGUGCUCGUCCACUGCGUAGCUGGUAUUUCCCGCAGUGCUACGGUGAUCACUGCCUACCUUAUGCGGAGCGAAAGGCUGAUACUGAAAGAGGCGCUCGCUUCUUUAAAAGAAUGUAGCAAAACAGCUUGCCCAAACAAAGGAUUCAAGCGUCAGCUGCAAAUGUUUGAGGAGAUGGGCUGUGUCGUGGACAAAAACAACAGUAUUUACAAGAAAUUUCACCUGGAAAAUCUCGGAAACAUGUAUGGGAAAGGCCAAAAGAUCGAACUUUUGCAGUUCGCAGUAGAUCCAAGCUCCCACGCAGAAAACCAGAAUCCAUCAGGUGGAAAGUCAGGCACCUUCUUCCGCUGCAAAAAGUGCAGGCGCUUGCUUGCGUUGCAAGGCAAUGUUCUCGCACACGCUCCCGGCGCUCAGGAGAAACCAUACAAGUGGAAGAAAGGCGAUGAGGACGAGACCUCAACCUCGCAGGUGCGGGACUCUUGUGCCGCCCUGUUCGUGGAGCCAAUGCAGUGGAUGACUACAGUCCAACAAGGGGAGAUGGAAGGGAAACUCUCUUGUGCAAAUUGCCACAGCAAAGUCGGGAGUUUCAACUGGGUGGGAGUGCAAUGCAGCUGCGGUACUUGGAUCAACCCGGCAUUCCAGUUGCACACAAGCAAGGUUGAUGCAUCAUGGACAUAAAUGCUUGAGAACAGGUAAUUCUCUGGUUUUCUAUGCUGUUCAGCAAACUCCAUUAAAUUUCCUCUCAGAGAAAUGCUCUGAACGUGGAAGAGCACAGUGUUUUCUCAUCGCAUCUCCCUCACCAAGAACACCGAGAAGGUGACAAUGACAAAGGAGAUGAGGAACGACAUGAUCAUCUCAGUGAGGAGGCUGUCCAUGGAGAAUCCCAGCAGCGGCGACACCUGCACCCCCGGCGGCGAUUUCUUGAGCGCAAACAGGCGGAGGGCGUUGCAUUCGUGGCAGGCGGAAUCCAUGGCGAGGAUGCCGCUGGCGGCGCCGCCCAGCGCGUAGAGGGCGGCGGGCGGCGGCGUCACCUUUGGGAAGCGCAUGAGCGCCGACGAGUAGGCGAGCGCGGAGGUGGAGGAGAUGGUCGCAACCGUGGCACCCAGGACCAAUCCAUCGCACAGCCACGGCGUCGCGCGGAUGUGCCUCGCGAUUUGCCUCAGCCCGGAGGCCAUUCCAGGCGCUCCAAAUCCGAGCCCUGCGAGGCUUCCAAGUCCUGGGAGCCAAAAUCCUUGAUAGCGAUGCUGGAGAGAGCUGCUGGUGCUGGUGCUGGUGCUGGGCAUCGUUUCGGUCUUAGAAAAUUCUCUUGUUGUUGCUCUGCUUGUCGUUCAUGGAAGGUGGAGUUUGCUGAAAACAAAGUAGCAGUUUUGGGCA